GAAGACCCCUCCGAGCAAAUCUCGACGUCUCAGCUAUGCACUAUGCUCGUUAAUACGUAGGCAUUGUCCAUAUUGCUUCCUCUUUUUGCCUUACAGUGCAGCUACCUAUCAAGAGAUGCACCACGCUGGUGAAAAAAUCAGAAAAUUGAUCCAGGAUGGCUUCUAGAGUCCGUCGGAGGAGACAGUUGGACAAGGUGGCCAAUGCAUGUGAGCAGUGUAAGAAGAGGAAGGUCAAAUGCUCGGGACGCCACCCCUGUGAGUCAUGUAUAGCUCGCGAUUUGCAAUGCAUCUUCAAACAAGCAGAAAAGAGAGUGAUCGUAUCUGAAAGUUAUCUGCGCAAACUGCAAGAAUCCUACACCAGGAAGCAAGAAAGGCAGGUCUCCACACGUGCCAGCUCAGAGGAUGUUUCAAUUCCGGCGCCCAAUACCGACUUGUCGCCCGGGCAUGGUUAGCAGAUAAACUAGCAUCGGCGAAGAGUACAGGCUAAACAGUUACAGGGGGUAUGCAUGUAUCCGGCGCGAAUGCGACCGAUGGAGAAGCUAUU
This is a messenger RNA of Aspergillus pseudonomiae, 544 nucleotides long. RefSeq names its product Zn(II)2Cys6 transcription factor domain-containing protein. Gene Ontology annotation, cellular component: nucleus. The record is from RefSeq and is a predicted model, not a curated record. Gene Ontology annotation, molecular function: zinc ion binding; sequence-specific DNA binding; DNA-binding transcription factor activity, RNA polymerase II-specific. Gene Ontology annotation, biological process: positive regulation of transcription by RNA polymerase II. The transcript is spliced from 3 exons. NCBI's taxonomy places the organism in Eukaryota, Fungi, Ascomycota, Eurotiomycetes, Eurotiales, Aspergillaceae. The coding region runs from base 156 to 452 and encodes 98 amino acids.